AUGAAAUUGAACAGAUAUGGGAAUGCCCAGGUCAACUGGUGGGUUCUGGCAGGGCAGGAGUUCCUGCACUGGACGGCCCUCCCGGGCGGGGUGCAGUAUGGCUGCAGACUCUACCGAACCACAGCCGAAUGCAUCAUAGAAGCUCUGAGAGACUGGGCUUUUUCGGGUGGAAUUUCCCGUCUGCUUGGUAAGGGGACCUACGUCUAUGAAGGCAGUAAUAGUCAAGAUAUCCAGCAACUCAAGCGUCAGACUAUCACGGAGCCGGAGUUUCAGCUCGCGGAUGACAUGCUCCCGCUGUCACAUAUAAUAGGAGGUCCGAAUGGUCAGAAGAAGCUUUUGGACGUCUAUGAGUCCGAAAGAUUUCGCUGGGCCGUGUUCAAAGUCAAUUCACGGCCUACUGACUACACAAAGCGAGAUGCCGUCGACAAAUAUGAUCGUAUGCUCGCAUAUUUUGCGCCUAUUGUCGAUGCUCGAUUGGAAGCACUUUGGGCAGUUGUUUUGAUUCGUGGACAAUACCACCGAGUUUGUCGAUACAUUGGUUUCAUGGACGUGGAAUCGUCUUCCGAGAUUCUGCUCAAGGCCAAAGAGAACUUACGAUUAUCCGUGAUGCGAAGUCUAGAUGAUACCGAAGAUAUCUACCCGGUGUACUUCUCCCCUGCCUCUUGGGCUCAAUAUCGAUCAACUUCUUCCCUUUGGGCUGGCCAAUUAUCUAAUCUGUGGGAAUGA
Messenger RNA from Penicillium coprophilum, 726 nucleotides. RefSeq lists its product as uncharacterized. Bases 1 to 726 code for a protein of 241 amino acids. The record is from RefSeq and is a predicted model, not a curated record. Lineage: Eukaryota; Fungi; Ascomycota; Eurotiomycetes; Eurotiales; Aspergillaceae. The transcript has 6 exons.